Messenger RNA from Phytophthora infestans T30-4, 462 nucleotides. Its product is annotated as secreted RxLR effector peptide protein, putative. The transcript has a single exon. The record is from RefSeq and is a predicted model, not a curated record. Bases 1 to 462 code for a protein of 153 amino acids. NCBI's taxonomy places the organism in Eukaryota, Oomycota, Peronosporomycetes, Peronosporales, Peronosporaceae.
AUGCGUUUGAGCUGCGUGUUGCUGAUUGCUUUGGUCGCGCUCCUAUCUAGCUUCGAUCAAGUCUCGACAAAAACUAGUGACGACGCUUUGACGAUGAAAGCGUUGCGCCAAGGAAAUGCUGUUGCUACUGUUACAAACAACAAGCGGUUACUGCAGACUGAACUACCCGGUUCAAGCGCUAUUCUGGAAGACAACGAAGAGAGAGCUUCUUGGGGUUUGAAGAAACUGGUGAACUUGUUCAUGUUUAAAGGAGCCUCGAGCAAUUUUUCCACCGCUAAGUUGACAAAGAUGCUGUCGGAUCCCGCGUUUAAGAGCGAAAUGUUUAAGACAUGGAAUGCGAAGUACAGCACUGAGAAAGUCAUAGCGAUACUCGAUUUAAGCAAGAAGAAGAACAUUCCCUACGGACCGAUGCUGCAAGACUUUCGCAACACCUACGGACGUCGACCAAUUAAGCCGCAGUAG